Rotaria socialis is the source of this 666-nucleotide messenger RNA. The record is from the annotation of a GenBank genome assembly. NCBI's taxonomy places the organism in Eukaryota, Metazoa, Rotifera, Eurotatoria, Philodinida, Philodinidae.
AUGUCAACAAUAGAUAUGAAAUGUAAUCUUGCCAUUGAAAGUUUACUUGAAUAUGAUUUUCUUCGUGAUGGUGCAAAAUGUUCAAGUUGUCAACAGCCUCUUGGAAUACAUCGUUAUAAAAAUGAAAUUCUAAAAGAAAUUAGUAAAUCAAGCAUGAAUCAUAAAGAUGCUAAUAUGAAAAUUAAAGGCAAUAUAAAUUAUGAUUAUGAUCAAUCUGUUAUGGAGGAAACAAAUAGAUCACUUUUAUCAUAUGAAAUCGUAUAUCAACAGAAUAAAAAUCCACCAUCUCUCUCAUCUCAUUCGAGUGAUUCAGAAAGUAUAAAGUCAUCUGCUUCAGUCGAAGAACAUUCUCGUCUUCAUUCGGAUGCAAUAUGUACAGAUUCACAAAUGGCUAAGAAGAACAAAGUUAUUGAAAGAAAAUUAGAAGAUCAACUAACAAAAGCAGUGUCCGAACAAGCUUUUCUUUGCAAAGAAUUCCUAAAGAAACAUUAUUGUUCUCAUAUUGGGUCGAACAACGUCGAAGAAUUAUACAAUCGGAUAUUAUCAAUGAUCAACAAAGACACUAAUCGUGUUUACCAUCUAAUGAAGCAUGCUCGACAUUCAUGUUUUGGUCUUUUUAUGAUUAUAACUGUAGUUUUUAAAGAGUUUAUAUUUUUACAACGUUAG